Molecule: messenger RNA, 1584 nt
Organism: Exophiala spinifera
Lineage: Eukaryota; Fungi; Ascomycota; Eurotiomycetes; Chaetothyriales; Herpotrichiellaceae
Exons: 3
Coding region: 1-1584 (527 amino acids)
Biological process (GO): ribophagy; protein deubiquitination
Cellular component (GO): ribonucleoprotein complex; Ubp3-Bre5 deubiquitination complex; cytosol
Molecular function (GO): mRNA binding
Source: RefSeq, a predicted model, not a curated record
AUGGCAACCGAAACUGCUGGUACAAAUGGCCUUUAUGGCGCAAACCAAUAUACUCAGCCUGCCGAACUUGCUGCCUCUGCUCCCUCUGCGCCAAACCAUACCUCUUCUGCUUCCCAGAGUACAGCAACCUCUACCAAUGCCCCGAAGGCGGAUCCACAAGAGAUUGGCUGGUAUUUCGUUGAGCAAUAUUACACUACACUGUCAAAGAGCCCGGAAAAAAUACACCUCUUCUACUCCAAGAAAUCACAGCUCGUCACGGGCGUUGAAGCAGAAAAAGUUGUUCCUGCUGUCGGCACAAAGGCAAUCAGCGAAAAGAUCAAAGCACUCGAUUUCCAAGACUGCAAAGUCCGCGUCCUAAACGUCGAUUCUCAGUCUUCAUUCAACAACAUCGUGGUCCAGGUCAUUGGAGAAAUGUCAAACAAAUCUGAGCCUCAUCACAAGUUCGUCCAGACCUUCAUCCUCGCCGAGCAACCGAACGGUUACUUCGUCCUGAACGACAUUUUCCGCUACCUGAGCAAUGAUGAGGAUGAGAUCGUAGAGGAUGAUCAGCCACAACCGGAGGUUCCAGCUGAAGAGCCACCGACCCCUGCCGCAGGUAUUCCAGCCGCUGAGACCGACCAAGAGGAGACGGUUGUCACAGAAGCCGCAGCUGAGGCAGUAGAUGAGAAACUCGAAGAGGACAAACAAGAAGAAGCCGAGACUACUGCAACGGAGGUCAAUGGCGCGCUGGUUCCUGCCACCGCCGGAGAGACAGCUGAGAAGUCCGAGAGUUACGAAGCCGCUGCAGACGUUUCGAUGGAUGAAAAGACGGCGCCCGCUACCACAGAGCAGCCUACCUCCGUGGACGUGAGCCAACCUGAGACAACUACCGAAGUCGCGCCAUCUGCUUCUGCCGAAGCACCACCGGCCAAGAAAACCUGGGCCAGCAUGCUUGGUGGUGGCGCCAAAGCACCAGCAGUUCCAGCUUUGCCUGUGACCACACCCGCUGCUCAGCCAAAGGCAGCUCGCCCUUCACAGGUUGUCCAAGCACCCAAAGCAUCAGCGGAGCCUUCGUCGGCUGCCAACACUGCCUCAAGCACCCCUACCUCGCAGAGCAAUGGCUGGCAAACUGCCGAUCACGGCAAGAAAGGCCGACCACAGAACAAAGCUACAUCGGAGGGCACAGUACUUGCUUAUAUUAAGAAUGUAAAUGAAAAGGUCGAUGCGCGUAUCUUGCGAGAGGUCCUCGAGAACCACGGUGAACUCAAAUAUUUUGACGUCUCACGACCCAGAAAUUGCGCCUUUGUCGAAUUUGCCGACCCUGCCGGCUAUGCUGCAGCUGUCGCCGCUAACCCACACACCGUCGGCAGCGAACAGAUCUACGUCGAAGAGCGUCGCCCUCGUCCCAACGCUUACGGAGGUAGUAACGCCAGUUACAGCCGUGGUGGUAGCCAGGCCGGUCGUGGUCGUGGCGGCAUGCAGGGCAGUCGUUCUGGCAGUCAGACAAACUUUCCCAAAGAUGCUGGUCGCGGAGGUCUUCAGCAGAGAGGUGGCAAGUCUGGUACUGUGACUCCAAAGGGACGUGGCCAGUCGCAGGCGCCUUGA